GUCGGGGUGGCAGCGCCCGGGUUAGGUUGCAGUGGGGCCGGAGGAGGCGGUUUCUCGGUUGAAGUUUGGGUGUUGGGUCACGGCGCCGAUGGGGAGUGUGAGCCGGGAGGUGGUGACUCUGCAGCUCGGCCACUACAGCAACUUCGUGGGCACUCACUGGUGGAACAUACAGGAUGCUGCCUUAUGUUACGAUGCUGAGCCAAGCAACCCAUACUCUGAGAUCAGCAACAACGUUCUGUUCCGAGAAGGGCUGACACUGCGGGGCCAGCCCACUUACACCCCCCGCCUCAUCAUCAUGGACCUCAAAGGGAGUUUGAGUAGUUUAAAGCAAGAGGGAGCCCUGUACGGCAUCAGUCAGACAGAACCUGCGUUAACGUGGAAGGGGAAUCUGACAGUGCACAAAGAGGAUCCAAUAAUAAAGAACCAGUUUCUACAGCAACUUGACAGACUAAGUGGCGAGGUGGACUCCAAUAGGAAUCUCGACUCGACAGCAUUCCAAGGGGAGGAAAGACCUGCACCGAGGCCUGUGGCUGGGAGACCCCUUGACCUGUCCCAGAGCGCCUACCAACUGGAGAGCAACGUCAGAGUGUGGUCAGACUACCUGAGGGUGCAUCUGCACCCAAAGACCAUCUCCGUCAUCCAGCAGUUCAAUCACAGCAGCACUUCCGAUCGGUUUGAAGCGUUUGGAUUUGGUGAGAAGCUCGUCCGCGAUCCCUCGUUUCUGGAUGAUUUUGAGGACAGGCUACACUUCUACAUCGAAGAGUGCGACUAUCUCCAGGGGUUCCACGUGCUGUGUGACCUGCAGGACGGGUUCUCUGGCCUCUCAGCCAAGGUGGUGGAGCUGCUGAACGAUGAAUACGGAGGCAAAGGCAUAUUCACGUGUGGUUUCACCCCGACCUCAUACACAGACACGAACCCAGUGAAGGAGGUCCAUCGGCUGCUGAAUUCGGUCAUGGGGAUUGUGCAUUUAUCCAAUCGCAGCUCCAUCUUCUGUCCAAUGUCACUGAACCGAAAUGCCCUGGGACGGAAACGGUCUUCACCAGUCACGUUCCCACAUGUCAUGUACGACGCGUCUCUCAAUUAUCACAGCAGUGCAUUGCUCGCCACUGCCCUGGAAACGCUGACCACCCCAUAUCGACUGCAGCCUUCCACCGUCUCACUCACACAGUUAACAGAUGCACUCAACCAGUCCGGGAGAAAGGUGAUCACUGCAUCUGCUACCAUUCCAUUCCCCUUGAGGGAUGUGGACACCCUACCAGAUGUACUCUGCAACCAACACACUGAGUUGCCAUGGACCGGACUGUCUCCGUGUGGGGAUUUUAAGGAGACCCGAUGCUUUGCCCAGUCUGUGGUGAUCCGAGGAAUCAGCAGCGAACGACAAAUCAGUAACCUACCUCCCGGGGUGAAAGGGACCUCCAUAUUACACGCUUGUCCUACAGGGGAGGAGGUACUCAGCACAUUUCUGCACAGCCACUUCCCAACUGCACUGAGCGCUGUCCAUCUGGCUCAAAGCCCAUGUAAAGUGACGACUCCAUACCCACAGUUUUUCACACCCUCCUUCAACAAAGAGGGACAGCUCAUUGGAAGUGGCCUAACAUCAACAAGCGCUGUCGAGAGUAUCCCUGUGCUGACUGCUCUGCAAUCAUCUCCGGUCUUGCACAGCGUCCUGCGCAAUCUGUACAGGGAGGUGAGCCGCCUCAACCUUCGCAAGUUCAGCACCUUCCUGUCCGCUAGCACUGAGCUGGAUGAUUUCAGAGAGGUCCUGGAGGAGCUCAAGACCCUCUCCCAGUCUUACAAAAUGAACUUUGAGGUGGAUGAAUCAGAAGAUGAUUCUGAUGCAGAAUAAAGAUUGCUGUAACCCCUGCGCCCGCCACCCCCCCCCUCCACCACCAAUUCCUGCACGUUCUACCAGAGUAAUGGGCAACAAACCGUGUUCAACAAUGAGGAGGGGAAAACUUUCUCUUCUGCAAACAACCUUCUCACUUUGUCCCCUCUGUCCCAGCGCACUGUACACAGCCCCCUCUGUUUAUAUUCUCGCCACCAAGUUAAAAUUGAAACUGGCUAAGGGAACCAGCAUUUAAAAGCCUGACCAGUCAGGAAACGAUGGCACUGUCUGAUACCUUGUCUUUGAUGUUAUAAGUUUAUUUAUGGAAGAUGAGGUAGAUUCUUUUUUUCAUUAAAACUUCAAAUGCCA
Molecule: messenger RNA, 2194 nt
Organism: Carcharodon carcharias (great white shark)
Lineage: Eukaryota; Metazoa; Chordata; Chondrichthyes; Lamniformes; Lamnidae
Gene: msto1
Product: misato mitochondrial distribution and morphology regulator 1
Exons: 14
Coding region: 89-1846 (585 amino acids)
Biological process (GO): mitochondrion distribution
Cellular component (GO): cytoplasm
Source: RefSeq, a predicted model, not a curated record